Molecule: messenger RNA, 2149 nt
Organism: Meleagris gallopavo (turkey)
Lineage: Eukaryota; Metazoa; Chordata; Aves; Galliformes; Phasianidae
Gene: SARAF
Product: store-operated calcium entry associated regulatory factor
Biological process (GO): regulation of store-operated calcium entry
Cellular component (GO): endoplasmic reticulum membrane
Source: RefSeq, a predicted model, not a curated record
CUUCCGGCGCGGCCGACCAAUGAACAGCGCCCUGCACCGGGAAGAGCUUUGAGUCGUAUCGGGGUGCCUUAGAGCUGUCAUGGCGGCCUACGGGGCAGUUGCUGUGUUUUUUCUGCUCCUUUGCGCUGCUGCCAGUACCGCGUGGGGCUGGGACCAACAAGGGGUUCUGCUGCGGGACGUGCAAGUGCUCACUCUGCACCGGGGCCGCUACACCACGGCCCGGCGAACGGCUGCGGUCCCUCAGCUUCAGUGCACUGGAGGCAGCGCUGGGUGCUCUGAUAUCCCUGAGGUCGUUCAGUGCUACAAUAAAGGCUGGGAUGGCUACGACGUGCAGUGGCAGUGCAAAGCGGACUUGGAAAACACUCUUCGUUUUGGACAAAUUGAAGUGAGCUGCGAAGGCUAUAAUUAUCCAGAUGAUCCUUACAUCUUAAGAGGGUCCUGCAGUUUGCUGUUCAGGUUAGAGCUGACGAAGGAAGGUGAACGGAAAGCAAAGAACUUUGGAGGCUUUGGUUCUGGCUAUUAUACAUCAUCAAAGGAUUCUUCUCAUUCUGGUACUGGAGCAAUUUUUGUAAUUGUUCUGCUGAUUCUUGCCUUUGGCGUAUACAAGUUUUUCCUUAGUAACCAACAGCCCCAGCAGAGUUUUGGUGAUGGUGGUGGUGAUGGAUUCACUCGUCCUUUCUGGCAGAGUCAUCAGGCGCCUCCUCCUCCUGGUUUUAAGUUCAGCUCCACAGAAGACAAUGGCUUUGGGACUCGUUCCAGUCAUGAAACCAAUACAGGACCAGGAUUUUGGACUGGAUUAGGAGCAGGAGGCUUGCUAGGCUACUUGGCUGGCAGUCAGAGAACACAGCCACGCUCCUCGUAUUUCGAUACAUGGGGAGAUCCCACAGCUGUACCUCCAGUGUACAGACAGUCCAGCAAUUCGACACAAGGCAGCAGUACAAGAACUGCAUCUGGAUUUGGUGGCACAAAACGGAGAUGAAAUCCUUGAUGUUACUACAUCUGAGUGAUUGGACUGUACUAACCCCUUUUUAAUUAGCAGUAGCAGCUGUGAGAAGAGAUAUGAAGGACUAGGCAAAUAACUGCUCUCUUUCCCAUGUGGAAAUGUGAUCCUCCACUAUUGCUUUUCACCACAACAGCUUCUUCUUGAAAAAUACAAAAUAAACUCAUCCUCACUGAGACAGAUGAUAUUACGGUUGCUUAUGAGGAAUUAUGGUAAACAGUUUAUUGUUCUGGGCUUAAUUUCAUUUAAUGGGUUUGUUUUUUGUAAUCCAGAGUCUGAAAGGCAUAAUGUCUAAUCAUGCUAAAACCUGCAGGUUGCUGUUCUUUGAAACUACUUCUGCAUGUUUUUUAAAAUUUGUAGCCUGAAACAAUAUGGUUCAUGGCCCAGAGGUUUGCUGGAUGCCCUGUCCUUGGUGACAUUAAAGGCCAGGCUGGAUGGGGCUCUGAGCGACCUGAUGUAGCUGUAGGUGUCCUGUUCAUUGCCCAGGAGUUGGACCAGAUAACCAUUAAGAAUCCCUUUCAACUCAAACGAUUCUAUGAUUCUUUGUCUAAUUUGGAUUUUUCUUCUGGAAGACUGAGGCAAUUUAAAUUAAGGUGACUGCAGAUGCCUUGCUCUCAUUGCCAUUUUCUUUUUACUAUGGGUAUUAGUAGUGCUGUGAAAAUGUCUACUGUGAACUGGCUUAUAUCUCAGCUCCUGUCUUUCUUGCUAGAUGGCCUGUCCAAUGCAUGAUAAGCUGAAGAUACUCAUUGCAAAUGUAAAAGGGGCAUAAUGGGAGGUUUUGCCUUGUGAGAUGGAGCAUAUGAUAAAUCUUUAUAGCCAAGUACAGCAAUGUGUUUCAUUUGUGGAGUUCUUGCUUAUUUGUAAUUUGAGCUGAAACUUACUACAGUCAGUACUCUAUUCACCAACUAAUUACUUAUCAAUGAAACUGGAUUUUUUCCUAAUUGGGUAGGUUGAAGUGAUCUCAAUAAUUAUAUGUUAUGAAAUCUUUUGGAUGUUUUUUCAUGUGUAUUUAUAUCCUGUAUGAUGUCUGUUUUCAUGCAUAAACCUUAUGAGUUGCACUAGUCUGCUGAACUUGUUCUAUGAUAUUUUUUCACUUCUAUUUGAUAAAGUAAUAAAAAUAAGAGAAUAAAGAGUAUUUUUGUAUUUAAA